Molecule: messenger RNA, 516 nt
Organism: Nicotiana tabacum (common tobacco)
Lineage: Eukaryota; Viridiplantae; Streptophyta; Magnoliopsida; Solanales; Solanaceae
Product: CASP-like protein PIMP1
Source: RefSeq, a predicted model, not a curated record
AUGCGUGGUAAAGGCUUGACAAGGCAGUGUGGGCAAAUUGGUGCGGCAUGGCACAACAUGCGCGCCAAAGACAAAGGACGGGCAACUCGGUUUGUGGUAGCGGCAAUGUUGCAGACAAGUGCAGUUACUUUAAAAGAUGGAGACAAACUUAACUAUGAUCAUUAUCGUUCCUACAGCUAUACGUUAUUUGCUGUGAUAGCAGGAGUUGUUUACAGUAUAUUGCACAUUCCUUUUGCAAUAUAUUUCCUCAUAACAAAGAAGCGUUUGAUAAGUCACAAGGUCUUUCGCGUGAUUGAAUUCUACUGUGAUAAGAUUAUACUUUGCCUACUAGCAACUGGAGCUGCUGCAAUGUUAGGUGCAACCAUGGAUUUACUGAGAAUUCGUUAUGAAAAUGACAACUCCAAAAAACAUGACUUCUUGAACCUGAUGUUCAUUCCAGCAGCAUUCCUUUUGGCUGGAUUUGUGGGCUCUGGAAUAUCUUCUGUCUUAUCAUCCUUUAGUCUCCAUAAAGUGUGA